Messenger RNA from Procambarus clarkii (red swamp crayfish), 1405 nucleotides. RefSeq lists its product as uncharacterized. The record is from RefSeq and is a predicted model, not a curated record. NCBI's taxonomy places the organism in Eukaryota, Metazoa, Arthropoda, Malacostraca, Decapoda, Cambaridae.
CUCUGGUGGUGGGAGGAGGUGGAUGUGCGCGCUCUCCGGAUCCGGUUGAGUAAUAUUGGAGAGGAGACGCCCAAGGGAGCAACGGAAGUGUUCAGCGGACUCUCGUAACGGAAGUGUUCAGCGGACUCUCGUAACGGAGGUGUUCAGCGGACUCUCUUCACCACCCUAGAGAUCCCCCCUUGUGAGCUGCCUCUCAACGUCCUCCCUCUUAGUGGAGAGCGUCCUUCGAGACGUCCAGCGGGACAUGGACGUCUUCCGGAGGCGCGACGGUGUGGCCUCUUGAUCCCUGAAAAUGAUUCGGGGCUACUGAGGCCAAGAUGGGAUUCUUAAGACUGGCUCCUCCCAUGGUGCGGGCCAGCGGGCGUGGGUGCUUCGACUCCCACCAUGCCGCACUCACCGCCGCCCUCUACACAAUUUGUUCAUCAGUGGUGGUGGUGCUGGUGUACCUGUGGAGGAUUAUCGUCAACGCCGAGGAUCCCCACCACCUCCAGGACGUCUAUUACGGUGUGCAGAUCUCCUACGUGUCUACCUUGGGCACACACAUCACUCUCAUCGCUCUCAGCUCCUUUCUCUUCAUAGGCAUACAACAGGAGAGGUGUGGCCUGGUGACGCCCUGGGUGGUGGCCAACAUCGCCUUCAUGGCCCUGGAGGCCGUCUGCUGCAUGUACUCCAAUGUUCUCAGAGACCACAUCAAUAAGAAAUUUGAUGGAAUAUGCAAAGCAGAAAUGACAUUUUUCCUGACUCGAGUUUGCAUCAAUGUCCUGGCGCUGUGGGCUGUGAUGCGGUUCUUGAAGAACAUCCGGGCUGGCAUAACAUACAAGGACCCAGAAGCCAUUGAACUCUGAGAGAGUGCACGACACCGCCUCCAGCGAGUCCGUGAUCUAGCCGCCUGUCUGUGGCUGCAGCCUGCAGUUCACGUGGUUCAAAUUAACUCUCGAGAUAUUUGGAAACGCAAGGUCCCAAGUCCUUAUAACCUCCAAAGUCUCCCGGAAGCCAUUAAUUGUGUUCUGAGAGAGUGGCAGAGACACGAUGAUAAACUGACUCCAAAAUGAUGAUUCUUCCGGGGUCCAUCAUUCCCUUCAAAUAGGUCUAUGAUCUAGACGUCUGUUGGUGGUUGCAAGAUAACUUUGAGGACGUCUUGUAAGCUUGUUGAGUGAAAUACUGUAGCUUCAAUAAUUUCCUCGAGAUGGUUCCAAGGAACUAUGUUUUAACAACCCUGAACAGGCCUCCUGAUUGGUGAUCUGGCCAACUAGGCUGUUAUAGAUGCCGCUGCUUGCAGUCUAACGUAUAAGUCAUAGCCUGGAUGAUCAGAGCCCAGAUUCACGAAGCAGUUACGCAAGUACUUACGAACGUGUACAUCUUUCCUCAAUCUUUGACGCCUUUAGUUACAUUUAUUAUUAGUUUA